Messenger RNA from Aspergillus ibericus CBS 121593, 987 nucleotides. Its product is annotated as palmitoyltransferase YKT6. The coding region runs from base 1 to 588 and encodes 195 amino acids. Gene Ontology annotation, cellular component: membrane; Golgi apparatus. Gene Ontology annotation, biological process: endoplasmic reticulum to Golgi vesicle-mediated transport. Lineage: Eukaryota; Fungi; Ascomycota; Eurotiomycetes; Eurotiales; Aspergillaceae. Gene Ontology annotation, molecular function: SNAP receptor activity. The record is from RefSeq and is a predicted model, not a curated record. The transcript is spliced from 4 exons.
AUGAAGCUCCUCUAUCUCGGUAUCCUCCAAAAUGCCCAAGCUCCCGCCGUGGAGCUCUGCGCCGAGCGCGACCUCAGCAGCUACUCGCGCUUCACCAAGGGCAGCAUCAGCGAGUUCAUGACCAUGUUCAGCAAGACCGUCGCCGAACGGACGAAACAGGGCCAGAGACAGGACAUUCAAGAGCAAGAUUUCACAUUCCACGUCUACGCACGAAGCCAAGGCCUUGUGGGUGUCAUCAUCAGCGACAAUGAAUACCCCUCCUUGGCCGCUCACCAGAUCCUCUCCAAGAUGCUCGACGAGUUCGUCUCGCUGAACCCGAACGCCGGCUCCGCCCGUGAUCCCGUGCCCUUCCCCUCCCUCAAGACGUACAUCCAGGCCUACCAGGACCCACACCAGGUGGAUAGUAUCCUGAAGAUUCAGAAGGAGCUGGACGAGACCAAGAUCGUCCUGCACAAGACCAUCGAAAGUGUCCUCGAGCGCGGGGAGAAGAUCGAUGAUCUCGUGUCCAAGUCGGAGGGCCUCAGUGCCCAGUCGAAGAUGUUCUACACCUCUGCGAAGAAGCAGAAUUCGUGCUGCGUGAUUAUGUGAGCGUUGCGCCGACCGACGCAUCGACAAGACCGGGUGGAGGCUUUUGUGUGAGAUUCAAGGUCCGUUUUGUGGAUUAUUUGGAAGCGUUCAGUUGCUACAGGCAUUCGUUGAUGGUUCGUGACCAGCUGCUGGGAUUGUGGGACAUGCAGGACAGGUUUGAUUUACAGUAGAUAAACGUAGCCCGAGGGCAAUGCAGUGGCUUGAUGACUGAAAUGAUCUCACCGUAGCGACCCGACACUCAACCCGGUGGCCUCGUCGGUUGAACUCGUUGCGCAGUGGAGCCGGAGGGGACCAUCGCAUCGAUGCUUAUCUAUGCUCGGGGUCCGGGCGGAUGAUUGGUCCAACCGAUGGAGGGGAAGGCCAGGUGUAAGUAUUAGACUUAUUUAUUGCAAAUCAUGG